UGUUUUGAAGGUCCCUUUUCAGGUCUCAAUCGCAUGUUGAAACAUUAAGAAACAACCUUUAUAUUCAUUAGACGUAAUUUCACAUGAAACAGGCUGAAACCCGACUUCAAACAAGUGAUUUCACGGCCUGCUGAAGUAUUUCAACUGCGUGCUUAACGCUGAGUUUGACUCUUCAAACACUUUGCUUGAGGCGAAACAAACAGGAAAAGAGUGGCAGCGUUACGCACCGACGGGAAAUAUUCCAACAAACGCUUUAAAAGCUCGCAUCGCGGGCGUUAUUUCCUUCUAACUGACUGGAUGAACAGGGUCCAACCCUCCCCGGGGUUCCUUUCUCCUUCCAUUUCUCACCAGCUCACCAAUCUGAUCUUUCAGCAGGAGUUUGAUGUGUGAGCGCGUCAGGAAAGCGCGCGUAAUUGUUACUCUUUUCUUUACGCGUCCUUGGAUUUCCGUAAACGCUUCAGGAAUGGAAACUGCUUUGCUGGAAUUAUAAACUCAGGGCUAAACGGGAUACAAGCAGAUAGAGUUGGAGUCUUUGAAUUCCGUGGCUUGGUUUAUAUGAACCUGUUGUGUGGAUUUGUGGACGGUGGAAACUCCGGAUCCAUGUGGCGCUUUUGGAUCACGGAUCAGCGCUCGGUUCGCGUCCAGAUCAUGUGGCUGCUCGUUUGUUCGCUGAUUGCCGCGAUCAAAGGCGACAAUUACGGCACACAGGUCCAGGUGAUGUCCUCCAGAGCGCUCAGGGCUUCAAACACACGCAGCAAUGUAACAGACAGCAAUCACCUCACAGACUUGUACCGGAAAGAAGAGAUUAUCAUGGUCAAGGGCGGAGGUCAUGUCCAGAGCCCGCGGUUCCCCAACGCAUACCCGCGCAACCUGCUGUUGUCGUGGAAACUGCUCUCACCCCCCCACACACGCAUCCUACUGGAGUUUGAUGCUCAGUUUGGACUGGAAGAUGUGGAAAAUGGAGUCUGCAGGUAUGAUUUUGUGGAAGUGGAGGAUAUUUCUGAGACCAGCACCAUAAUUUGGGGCCGCUGGUGUGGUCAGAGAGCUCCAUCACGAAUCACAUCCAAAACCAACCUCAUCAAAAUCACCUUCAAAUCAGAUGACUACUUUGUUGCAAAACCCGGAUUCAAAAUCUGUUAUUCUCUGCUGAACAGCUCACCUCUCGCUUCUCUGAUGAACUGGGAAUCUGUUACAAUAAUGUCUGACCUGGAGGAGAUUUCUGGGACGGACGUCCCACUGUCUGUGUCCGAGCUGGAUUAUGACAUCGCCAGCGUCAACACGGUGGAAGAGCUGCUGAGACACCUGAACCCGUUUACCUGGCAAGAAGACCUGGAGCAACUGUACACACACACACACUACUACAGACCGCGAGCAUUUUAUGCCGACCGCAAACACAAACUUGAUCUUGACCGACUCUAUGACGAUGUGAAGCAGUACAGCUGCACGCCACGCAAUUUUUCAGUGAACCUCCGUGAGGAGCUGAAGGCGACCAACUCUGUGUUUUUCCCACGAUGCCUGCUGGUGCAGCGAUGCGGUGGAAACUGUGCAUGCGGCACCGACAACUGGAACUCCUGCAGCUGCAGCGCUGGCAAAACCGUCAAGAAACUGCACGAGGUGUUGAAAUUUUCCCCGGGUCAGAAUUUCUACAUGAAGAGAACACGCGCUCGCUGGGCUCUGGAGGAAAUCUACCUACAACACCACGAGAAAUGUGACUGUGUGUGUCAGUCAAGACCACCACGAUGAACUACACACACACACACACACACUGCCACACAGUACUACCAUUCAGACAUAUAUCUCCAGGUCAAGCUUCUACAUAAAAACAAAACUUUUUAAUAAAAUGUAAGACACUCACACACUCCGUUGUCUCUCCAGAUAUGUAGCUACAUCUAAGUUUUUAUUUGUCAUUUAGAUGUUAUGUGGAACUCGCCAAUAGAAUGAAAAUGAAUAUUAAUGAGGCUUUUGCUCUCCCAGACCAAUCAGAACUCAGAACUGUCUGAGGGGGCGGUUCUUUUGCCAAUCUAAUCCAAGCAGUGUUAUUUAUUAAAAGCAAUGUCUUUGUCUUUUUAUAUCUGUGCUCAUGUUGUUGGAUGUGAAUUUUGUUUUUAUAUACUCUUUCUUGGGGUAAGUCUUCAACUCUAAAACAAAAUAUUUUGCAUAAAGAAAAAGCUUAGUUUACAAUAUGGUAUUUUGCGUUGUUUCCAUAACUCUGUAAAUGAAAGGCAUAACAACAUGUACUACCAUGGUAUAUAUUUAUAAUUUAUUUUUGCAUUACUGCAAUGAGAAUUAGCCUAUUUUGUUACAAUUAUGAUUUAACGCAAUGUGACAUUCCAAUAUGUAAAUGAGAAUUGUGUAUGUGCACGGUGCAUUAUUAAGAAAAAUGAUGUCAUAAAAAUGCAAAUAAUCGUAAGGGUUCUAAAAUUGGCUUCAUUUUCUUUAAGUAAAAUAAAACAAUUGUGAGAUCCUCCGAUUGUUUUUUAGUGUGGAUUUGAAAAACAAGACCAAGAAUAUAAACACACGCACAAACACACUCUUUGGCCCCUCAAAGUGGUCUAGCCAGAGGUCAUGACCUUUUCACCCCUUGCCUGGUUUCAGAAGCUUAGCAGGGCUGGAUUUGGCUAGUAUUUGGAUCUGAGACUGUCUGGUAAGAUCAAGUGCUGUAAGACAUCUUUUGACAUUUUUUAAUUUCACAAUCCAGAGGUCAUUAGUAGAGGAGUAAAAACCCUGGCUUUUGUCAUCAGCCAAAAAAACUCACCUGGUCAAAGGAUAAGCAGGGCAUGGCUAGUACUUUCUAAAGUGGUCUGUUGAUGUGUUUGAGCCAUCAAAGGGAUUGCAUUAUAGUCACACACACGUUAAACCCAACCAUUCUUGUAAUUGGCUUGUGUAUUUAUUAGGGCUGUUAAUCGAUUAAAAUGUUUAAUUAAAUUAAUGACAUGAUGUGCCGAUAAAUUUAUCAAAUUAAUCGCAAAUGUUAAUAUUUACUGAAAGGCCCCCAAAUAAAUUAAAUUCAGUAAAUAAUAAUUAAAAUAAGAAUUAUUAUUAUAUUAUGUAAUAAGUAUUAUAAUUUAAAUAAUUCAAAUAAGUUACAUCAUAUACAUAUAUUGUGGCAGCAGACAAGUUAAGCAUUUCUACAAUACAAAAAGUGGCUGUCAAAAUAUGUUUUGUUUUAGUUACAUAUUCUUGAACAUAACCCUAUUGUUGAUCUAUUUCCCUCUGCACUAGUUUUAUUUGUUGAUCUUUGUACUCAUGCGUCAUUCAGGCACUUUUGAAGCGUCUUUCUUUGGUAGUGUCACGUUAAACUAGUUUUUUAAGCACCUGUAGUUAUUAGCGCUGUGUUUUCAGAACUGAAAAUACUGAAAAAUCUAAAACUAUGGUAAUAAAAUAAAUAAUUUUGUAGUGAUUGUGGGUUUACUACAGUAACCAUAAUUAAACCAUGGUUAAACUAUAGUAAAAAAAAAAAAAAAAAAAAAAAAAAAAAA
Molecule: messenger RNA, 3479 nt
Organism: Myxocyprinus asiaticus (Chinese sucker)
Lineage: Eukaryota; Metazoa; Chordata; Actinopteri; Cypriniformes; Catostomidae
Gene: pdgfd
Product: platelet derived growth factor d
Exons: 7
Coding region: 556-1743 (395 amino acids)
Biological process (GO): positive regulation of protein autophosphorylation; positive regulation of phosphatidylinositol 3-kinase/protein kinase B signal transduction; positive regulation of MAP kinase activity
Cellular component (GO): membrane
Molecular function (GO): growth factor activity; platelet-derived growth factor receptor binding
Source: RefSeq, a predicted model, not a curated record